This is a messenger RNA of Zymoseptoria tritici IPO323, 2793 nucleotides long. RefSeq lists its product as uncharacterized. Lineage: Eukaryota; Fungi; Ascomycota; Dothideomycetes; Mycosphaerellales; Mycosphaerellaceae. The transcript is spliced from 4 exons. The annotation marks the transcript as partial. Gene Ontology annotation, biological process: regulation of GTPase activity. The record is from RefSeq and is a predicted model, not a curated record.
AUGUCCUCGGGCACCGCGGACUCUAUCACAUCGGCACUUCCCAGUGCAAAUGCGAGACGGAUCUUGCACUUGAUGAAGACGCUGAAUGGUAGGAUGAGCGGCAAUGUUGUCUUCCGACGUGGAUUUGGCAAUCCCUGGUCGCAAAGCUACUGCUAUAUCAACGACGACAGUGGAAGCUUGAUGUACGAAUCGAGAGGCAGCGAAGGAGCACACAAGACGUUGGUGCAGGAAUUGCGAGGCUCGAGCGUGCGAUCCAACCUCGAUGGCGAUGUUCCCUAUCUCGAAUUGUCCUUCCCUCAGGUGCCGGACGAGGUGCACAUCAAGCUGCAGACGCAAUCUGACUUUGACGCAUGGUUUGCAGCGUUGCUGCACUGGACUCCUCGCGGCGAUAUCACUUCAGCAUCGAGCAACCGUGCGGCCAGCAAAGCCAGCAACAAGAGCGAUCCUCGCAGAUCGCUUAUUGGCGGCGCAACAAAAGAGAACCCGGUGAUCAAGAUUGGCAAGAUGAUAUACUGGGAUACCAACAUCGGCUACAACAAUACCAGUGGUCUCGGUCAACCAUCCACAGCGAGGCCUAGUACAGGCCGGAUGAUGAGUAUGGCCUCGCGAAGAUGGAGAAGGAUCAGCGGUCAACUACGAGAGAAUGGAGAAUUGAAGCUGCACUCGGAUGCAGACAAUUCUCUAAUCUCCAUCGUGCAGCUCAGCCAGCUCAGCAGAUGCGCUAUUCAGCGUCUGGAUUCCAGCGUACUGGACAACGACUUCUGCAUUGCCAUCUAUCCACAAUACACCUCGAGUUUCGCGAACACGCAGCCGGGAUUUAUCAGGCCCAUCUUUCUGAGCUUGGAGAAUCGAGUGCUUUUCGAGGUCUGGUUUGUGCUCCUUCGAGCUUUCACAAUGCCGUCGAUCUAUGGACCUCGAAUCGACAACGAAGACUCGGAGUUUGGCGAAGACAACCAAGAUCUGGAAAGCAUGAUUGCGACAAGCACUACGUACACAUUCCGCAUGGAGCGGAGUUUGAGCGUAAGGGUUGGAGAAGCGAAAAUGCAGUCGGGUGCUGGAGCUGAAACGAGCUUCACAUCUGGCUUUGGCAAAAACUCGAACCAAGAGAAGCAUGGCUAUUAUGCGGAGGUCCUUCUUGACAACGAGACGCGAGGCAAGACAGUGGUCAAGUAUCAGGGCUUAAAUCCUCUCUGGGGAGAGAGCUUCGAGUUUCAGGAUCUCCCACCAGUGCUCAGCAACGCCAGUGUCUUGGUGAAGCGCCGGACUCCAGAGCAACCGAAUGCCAAGGAUCACUCUGAUAAGUCCCACGGACCAGACGCAUUCGGACAGCAGCAGGAUGGCUACACAAAUCUUACCAACGAUGUCGUUUGUGGCAAAGUCGAGAUCCAGAUGGAGGAGCUCGAGCCGGAAAAGGAGAUUGAGAAAUGGUGGCCGGUCUCGAACAUGCAUGGCCAGCGCGUCGGCGAGGUACUCAUCAAGAUCCGCGCAGACGAAGGCAUCAUUCUCAUGGCCCGCGAUUACAAGAAAUUGGAUGUCAUGCUUCACCGUUUUUCGAACGCGUUGACGCUGCAAAUUGCACAGACAAUUCCUACCGAGUUAAAACGACUGAGCGACAGCCUACUCAACAUUUUUCAAGUUUCAGGAAAGGCCGGCGAUUGGAUCAUGGCUUUGGUAGAGGAGGAGAUCGACGGAUCUCACAAGGAGAGCCCUAUUACCAGAUUGAGGUACAGUCGGCGUGCUUCUAACGAGCAGGGUGAGAAUAGUGGGAUGGACCGCAACGACAGAGAGCUCCUUGUCCGCGACAUGAACAAGAAUGCCACGCUUGAAGCAAAUCUGCUAUUCAGAGGCAACACCCUCUUGACCAAGAGUCUGGACACUCACAUGCGGCGCGUGGGGAAGGAGUACCUUGAGGAAUCCCUCGCCGCUAAGCUGCAAGAAAUCAACGACAAGAAUGAGGACUGCGAAGUUGAUCCGAAUCGCGUCAACUCGCCGUCGGAUCUGGACCGGAAUUGGCGGAGACUACUGCUCUGCACGCAGGACGUGUGGAAGGGCGUUGUCGCCAACAAAGCACGCUGUCCGGUCGAGCUGAGAAUCAUCUUCCGCCAUAUUCGAGCUUGUGCCGAAGACCGAUACGGCGACUUCUUGCGCAGUGUGAGCUACAGCAGCGUGUCUGGUUUCUUGUUUCUGCGUUUCUUUUGUCCGGCGGUGCUCAACCCCAAGCUGUUUGGAUUGCUGCAAGAUGAUAUCAAACCACGAGCCCGCCGAACAUUCACUCUCAUCGCGAAGUCGCUCCAGACCAUGGCCAACAUGGCCGCUUUUGGCACCAAGGAACCUUGGAUGGAGCCGAUGAACGUCUUCUUGGUGCAGCAUCGAGAAAGCUUCAAGACAUUCAUCGACGACGUCUGCUUUGUACCGGCGCCUCUUUCGGGUGCAUCCUACACCACACCCAUGACCAUCAUGCAACGUCUGCCGCCUAGCAGUCGUGAAGGAUUCCCAAGCUUGCCGUACCUGAUCGACCAAGCCAGAUCGUUUGCGGACCUGAUCCAUCUUUGGCUUGAAGCGGUUAUGGCACUCUCGAAUCCCUCGGACAAUGCUACACUCCCCGGAAAGACACAUUCGGACAUCCUCGAUGCGAUCAUGGCGACGGAUGGCGAGUUGGGGGACUUCCAUGUACUAUGCGAGCAGCUCAAUACCCGCACACAGGAGUGUCUCAAUCGUGCGGAGAGGGCCGAGCGACCCGACAGCUCGCACAGCUUCCAAUGGGAGGACGUGAUUAAUCAACUUCAGAAGGCG